This is a messenger RNA of Lepus europaeus (European hare), 4866 nucleotides long. RefSeq names its product scavenger receptor cysteine rich family member with 5 domains (gene SSC5D). Lineage: Eukaryota; Metazoa; Chordata; Mammalia; Lagomorpha; Leporidae. Gene Ontology annotation, cellular component: membrane. The record is from RefSeq and is a predicted model, not a curated record.
CUCCUGGUGAAGCCUUGGGCCCCUGCCUGCUCCUCUGCUGGUCCCGGGCGCCUCCGGCCGGCGCUCCCUCCCUCGCCUCCGCCCUCGCUUGGCUGCCGCCUGCUCCCCUCUCCUGCCCUCCUUCCCCUCUCGCCCUGUCCCCUCCCCCGGACUCUGCAAACAUGAGGGUCCUGGCCUGCCUCCUCGUGGUGCUGCUUGGGGUUCGGGCCAUUGAGCGGCUGCGCCUGGCCGACGGCCCCCACGGCUGCGCCGGCCGCCUGGAGGUCCGGCACGGCGGGCGCUGGGGCACCGUGUGUGACGACGGGUGGGACCUGCGCGACGCCGCCGUGGCCUGCCGGGAGCUGGGCUGUGGGGGGGCGCUGGCCGCCCCCGGGGGUGCCUUCUUCGGGGAGGGUGCAGGCCCCGUGUGGCUCAGCGAGCUGGCCUGCCGCGGCGGUGAGGAGCACCUGGGCCUCUGCCCCCACCGCGGCUGGAAGGCCCACAUCUGUAGCCACGAGGAAGACGCGGGCGUCGUCUGUGCAGGUCAGCGCGUGGCCGAUUCGAGGGACGAAUCAGCUUCCCCCCCGGACGGGGACCCCUGGCUGGGGCUGCCUGGGGAGCUGAGCCCCAGCUCCGAGGAGCCCCCUGUGACUCAUGCCCCCCGUCUGGCCGGAAGCCCCCGGAAGAAGAGCCCCCGGCCACCCAAGCAGGUCAAGUCCACCAGGGCCCCUUCGCUGACGGCUGGGGCCCCCCGACAAGAGCGGCUGCGCCUGGUCUCAGGCCCCCACAGCUGCGCCGGCCGCCUGGAGGUGCUACACGGCGGGCGCUGGGGCACUGUGUGUGACGACGGGUGGGACCUGCGCGACGCCGCCGUGGCCUGCCGGGAGCUGGGCUGUGGAGCCGCGCUGGCCGCCCCCGGGGGCGCCAGGUUCGGGCUGGGCGCGGGGCCCGUGUGGAUGGACGACGUGGGGUGUGGAGGAGGAGAGCAGACCCUGCGGGACUGUCCCCGGAGCCCCUGGGGCCGGAGCAACUGCGACCACAGUGAGGACGCGGGGCUGGUGUGCACGGGCCCGGCCCCCAGGCUGCGCCUGGCCGACGGCCCCCACGGCUGUGCCGGCCGCUUGGAGGUCCGGCACGGCGGGCGCUGGGGCACCGUGUGUGACGACGGGUGGGACCUGCGCGACGCCGCCGUGGCCUGCCGGGAGCUGGGCUGUGGGGGGGCGCUGGCCGCCCCCGGGGGUGCCUUCUUCGGGGAGGGCGCUGGCCCCAUCAUCCUGGACGACCUUCGGUGUCGGGGAAACGAGACGGCGUUGCGAUUCUGCCCGGCGCGGCCCUGGGGCCAGCAUGACUGCCACCAUCGCGAGGACGCGGGGGCUGUGUGUGACGGUAUGCCCCUCGGCUACGUGCCCCCCACGGCCCCCACAGUGGACAGCAACAGCUCAGCAGCCAGGGAGGCAGCACCCAGGCCCCUGUCCACCACAGCAAGCCAGGCCACGCUGACGGCCGGCGUGUCACCUCCUCCAUCCGUUCCAGUCGGCCCUCGGGAGCCGGGCCCGGAGGCCGGAUCUCCCCAGCUGCGCCUGGUGGCCGGGCCCAGCAGGUGCUCCGGCCGGCUGGAGGUGUGGCACGACGGGCGCUGGGGCACGGUGUGUGAUGACAGCUGGGACCUGCGUGACUCGGCUGUGGUCUGCCGUGAGCUCGGCUGCGGUGGGCCUCGGCAGCCAGAUCCCGCUGCAGGCCGCUUUGGCUGGGGCUCGGGCCCCAUCUGGCUGGAUGACGUGAACUGUGUGGGGACGGAGGCGUCGCUGUCCGACUGUCCUGCUGCUCCCUGGGGGAAACACAACUGUGCUCACAACGAGGACGUCGGGGUCACCUGUUCCGGGACGGCUGGCCUGGACACUGUCUCAGACCCCUUCAGCUGGAGCUGGGUCCCGGGGCUGGGCAGAGACCAGGAUGCCUGGCUCCCGGGAGAGCCCGCCACCAAGCCCUCUCCGCCUCGGACCCCCAGCGUCCUGGAGAAGACCACCACGAAGGCGCCGGCAAAAGUGCCCAAGAGCACCAAGAAGUGGGGGUCCAAAGCCACAAAGAGACCAACCACGCCCCCUCCCCCGGGGCCCACGACGAAGCACUCCAGGGCGCUGGGCACCCAGAGCCCGCUGGAGCUGACCUCCCGGACCACCGAGGCGCCCCGCCGAGCGCCCACCCGCACCACGACUGCCACUCCUCAGGCCUCCCUGGGGCCGUCCGCCCAGACCCCAGCUCAAGGGUCUCCCGCGGCCCCCGCCGCGGCGGCCAGCACCACCACCGGGGCGCCAGGUGAGCGGCGGGAGGGGCGGGGCGGGCGCGGGCGGGCGGAGGCCACGCCCCCACGUGACCAGGCCCCGCCCACAGGGCCCUUCCGGGUUCGUCUGGCCGACGGGCCCAACAGGUGCGCGGGGCGGCUGGAGGUGUGGCACGCGGGGCGCUGGGGGACCGUGUGUGACGACAACUGGGACCUGCGCGACGCCACCGUGGCCUGCUGGGAACUGGGCUGCGGAAAGGUCCGGCCCCGGGUGGGCAAAACGCACUACGGCCCCGGGACGGGGCCCAUCUGGCUGGACGACGUGGGCUGCCUGGGGCGCGAGGCCUCGCUGAGCGACUGCCCGUCGGGGCCGUGGGGCCAGCACAACUGUGACCACGAGGAGGACGUGGGGCUCACGUGCACGGGCUACACGGAGGACGAGGACUAUCCGCCCUGGACGUGGGACCCCCCGUCGGGGACGGAGCUGGCCCAGGGCGCCCCGCGGCGCACCGCUGCGCCCCCCGCGACCGCGAGGCGCCUCCCGGACACAGGCGACCCGGAUGGUUACCAGUCUUGGACAAGCGACACACCUUUGGGAAGGGGUCUGGCCAAGGGGACCCCCACCACAGGCAAACCUGGACCCGUUUUUACCACCAGCACCACCAGGAGCCCAGGCCACCCCUCUGCAGCUCCAAGGGCCCGUGGGGACACAGGUUCCCCGAGGAAAGCGGGCCCCGAGCGCCGGCUGCUGCGGCCCACCCCGUCCCAGGCUCCCUCCGCCCAGCCAGGCACCCCUGGCGCCCCGUUGACCGCUGACUCGGGGCCACAGGUCAUCCCGGACCCAGCUCCAACUGCCAAGGCGACCUCCAACCCUAACACCCUGCCGCCCACCACAGAGCCGGCCUCCUGGAUGGGUCCCGACUGGGCCUUGACGACCCCUGCCCCCAGCGCAGCUCCACAGCCGGCCAGGGGGCUCUCGCCCACCCCGCCGGAAGAGCUGACCGCUGGACCCUCGGCAGCAUCGGAGGUGACCAGCCUUUCCCCUACCUCAGAGCUGACCCCAGAACCUGAGACCACUCCAGACUUGGACACAACUGCGUACCCUGGAACAGUCUCAGAGCUUUCCGGACCCACAGGCACUGCCACACACCCUCACACCACAGCCACCACCCCUGGCCCCAGCAUUAGCCCUUACCCCACCACUGCCACUCAUCUCCCCAGCACCCCUCAACCCACAACCACUAUUCAUCCCACAACCACCCCUCAACCCACAACAGCUGUUCAGCCCGCAACCACCGUUCAACCCACAACAGCUGUUCAACCCACAACCACCCCUCAACCCGCAACCACCCCUCAACCCGCAACCACCCCUCAACCCACAACAGCUGUUCAAACCACAGCCACUGUUCAACCCACAACAGCUGUUCAACCCACAACCACUGUUCAACCCACAACCACCCCUCAACCCACAACCACCCCUCAACCCACAACCACCCCUCAACCCACAACAGCUGUUCAAACCACAACAGCUGUUCAACCCACAACCACCCCUCAACCCACAACCACCCCUCAACCCACAACCACCCCUCAACCCACAACCACUGUUCAAACCACAACAGCUGUUCAACCCACAACCACCCCUCAACCCACAACCACUGUUCAACCAACAACCACUAUUCAAUACACAACCACUGUUCAACCAACCACCACCUCUCAACCCACAACCACUGUUCAACCCACAACCACUGUUCAACCUGCCACCACCCCUGCCCCCAACACAACUGCUCACCCCACCACCACCCUUCAAGUCAGCAGGACCCUUCAAUCCACCAUGACUCUCGAUCCUACCUCAGCCCCUGUCAUCACCACCAAGUCCCUUCCAGCCUCCUUGGGAACAGAACUUCCUUCUCUCACUCCGGCACCCACGGCGAUGCCCAGCCCAUAUCCCCAACUGACUGUCACAGCACCUGCCCUUGAUGCUCCCACCUCUCAGGUAGAGCCCUCUUCAGCCUCAGAUUCCAACCCCUCCCAGCCCUCCCCAGCCCCAAGCAUGGACCCAGUGUCCACUGAGGACUUCACAACACCCCCUGCAGCCACCCAGAGCCCACGCUCAACCUCCGACUCCACCGUGACCCCAUACCUCCACCUCUCCUCCACGGCCCAUCCCUUAGGUCAACCUCCCCCUGACCACCACACCCUCCCGCCAACUCCUGGUCAGAGCCCAGGUCCCCUUGGCCCAUGUGCCCCAGCACCACCCGUGAGGGUCAUGGCUUGCGAGCCGCCUGCCCUAGUGGAGCUGGUGGCUGCUGUGAGGGACGUGAGUGGCCAGCUGCAGAGGCUGACCCAGGUCCUGGAGCAGGACCGGCAGGAGCGCCAGACCCUGUGGCUGGGACUGACCCAGCUGGGAGAGGCCGCCCAAGGCCUGGGGCAGCUGAGUGAGGCUGUGAAGAGACUAGCAGAGGUGGCCUGGCCUCCUAGCACACCUGUGCCGACCACCACCACCCCAGAAGAGGAAGAGAGGCCUCUGAGGGGAGACGUGUGACCCUCUGCAGGGUUCGGGGGGGAUUUAAGACGCUCUUAGCAACAACAACAAAAGCGAAAAAGUA